GCGCAGUCACAGUGAGGAUGAGGAUGAUGAUACAAACUGUAAGCACCAGUGAAAUGUGUCGAGGCAACAUCAGCUUUAAGUUCGUCUUGUGGCAGUGAUUGACAAAAAGCCCGUGAACACACGGUUCAUCCAGCUCCACGUACUGAGUCUCAGCCUCAAACCGUCCCCUUGAUCGGUUCCCAUUUUCGUCCAGACCGGGACUUCGCAGACGUUACGUCGGGACAAUGGAAUCUAACCUGAUCCCGGACAGUGUCCGCCCUCAGCGGCUGCAGCCAGGUAUUGGAUUCGGCUCAGGACCGACUGGUACCCUGCGCUCCUCUCUCCGGCCCGGGGUCACGGUGCCCAUCGCGCCGCUGCUGCCCUCUCCGGCCUCGCUGUCCGCUUGUUCGGGGCCUCCACCGCCGCCGCCUCCGCUGCAGCUCCACAGCCUGUACGGCGGUAUCGGAGCCGGGCUGGGGCCGGGGGGUGCCGGCCACUGUAACCCGGGGAACCCGGCGGUGCUGAAGGAGGCUGUGGAGGCUGUGGUUCGCAGCUUCGCCAAACACACUCAAGGUUACGGCCGAGUAAACGUGGUGGAAGCUCUGCAGGAGUUUUGGCAGAUGAAGCUGACCAGAGGGGCCGACCUGCGUAACGGAGCUUUAGUUGUUUAUGAAAUGGUCCCGUCCAACAGCCCGCCGUAUGUUUGCUAUGUUAGUCUUCCAGGAGGCAGCUGCUUCGGAAGUUUCCAGUUCUGUCCCACCAAGGCGGAGGCGAGACGCAGCGCUGCCAAGAUCGCCCUCAUGAACUCUGUUUUCAAUGAACACCCCUCUCGCCGCAUCACGGACGACUUCAUCGAGAAGAGCGUGAGCGAGGCGCUGGCCUCCUUCAACGGAAACAGAGAGGAGGCCGACAAUCCCAACACAGGAAUCGGAGCGUUUCGCUUCAUGCUUGAGUCCAACAAAGGGAAAUCGAUGCUGGAGUUUCAGGAACUGAUGACCGUGUUUCAGCUGCUGCAUUGGAACGGAAGCCUGAAAGCCAUGAGAGAACGACAGUGUUCCCGACAGGAGGUGCUGGCUCACUAUUCCCACCGGGCUCUGGAUGACGACAUGCGCACUCAGAUGGCGGCCGACUGGGUGAACCGGGAGCAGAGCAUAGCGAGCACCAUAUCGCAGGAGCUGGCCUCCACGGAGCGGGAGCUGGAGGACGCCAGGCUGGCGGGCAGAGAACUGCGCUUUUACAAAGAGAAGAAGGACAUCCUGAUGUUAGCGGUGGGCCAGCUCAGCGCAGUCAACGCUGCCACUCUGCCUUCACACUAAACCCCUGCGCGUACAAUCGUCCACGCAGGAUUCUCGGUAACAGUAUUGAACUUUUCACAGAGAUAAAGAUGAGGCAUCUGAGUUUUUUAUUUUUGUAUCUUGUGUAUCUUAUGCUUUUUUUUUAUGUCGACCAGGUAAUCAGCCCUUGAUUUUACAGUUUGAACAUCUGUCCAUAAAAGAAAAACCCGUUGUUUCACGUUUAUAUCUGUUACCUCUAUGUGCCUAGUGAUUGCAGGAAAACAGUACUUUUUAUAAAAUACCUGUAAACGUGCUCGGUAACUCCUUUCCCCCCCACCACUUUACAACAAAACCUGCCUUUCAUCAUCGUGAAUGUACAGGUCAUGAGGUAAAAUGACCAGACACGUAUGAGGUAAAGAUCAUUCUUAAGUCAGACCGGUGCAUUUAUUUUAUUUGGGUGGCUAUAUUUUAAAUAGUUGAGGUAAUAAACAUGUAAAAAAAAAACUUGCUAAAGAGCGUGCAAACCAGAACACAAACCUUGUGUCCACUAAUAAGCUGAUUUAUUUCUAAAACAGAACCACAGAAAUGGCAAAAACAGCAAUGAAAGGGAUCAAAUAUCA
Solea senegalensis (Senegalese sole) is the source of this 1873-nucleotide messenger RNA. RefSeq names its product limb and CNS expressed 1 like (gene lix1l). NCBI's taxonomy places the organism in Eukaryota, Metazoa, Chordata, Actinopteri, Pleuronectiformes, Soleidae. The transcript has 6 exons. Gene Ontology annotation, cellular component: cytoplasm. The record is from RefSeq and is a predicted model, not a curated record. Gene Ontology annotation, biological process: autophagosome maturation. The coding region runs from base 225 to 1295 and encodes 356 amino acids.